ACGGGCAUCAGACCAGGACUGAAGAAAGCUAUAAAGAGACUUGAGCAAUUAAUUCCAUGGUUUUCAUGGGAAUCUACUGAUAUCAGAACCUUCCUUACAGCUUUCCUCUGACCCUGUAGAAAUGAAAAUUGACAUCCAUAGUCAUAUUCUUCCAAAAGAAUGGCCAGACCUAAAAAAGAGAUUCGGCUAUGGAGGUUGGGUGCAGCUCCAACACCACUGCAAGGGUGAAGCAAAGAUGAUAAAAGAUGGGAAGGUCUUCAGAGUGGUCCAAGAGAACUGCUGGGAUCCAGAAGUUCGUCUUAGAGAAAUGGACCAAACAGGAGUCACUGUGCAAGCCCUUUCCACAGUUCCUGUCAUGUUUAGCUACUGGGCCAAACCUCAAGACACUUUAGACUUGUGCCAGUUUCUAAACAACGACCUAGCUGCCACCAUUAUGAACCACCCCAGGAGGUUUGUGGGUCUGGGCACACUGCCCAUGCAGGCCCCAGAUCUGGCAGUCAAGGAGAUGGAGCGUUGUGUGAAGGAGCUGAAAUUUCCUGGGGUCCAGAUAGGCUCCCACAUAAACAAGUGGGACCUGAAUGCAGAAGAACUCUUCCCGGUCUAUGCAGCAGCAGAAAAACUGAACUGUUCCCUAUUUGUACAUCCCUGGGACAUGAAAACGGAUGGACGGAUGGCCAAAUACUGGCUUCCUUGGCUAGUAGGGAUGCCAACAGAGACCACCAUAGCCAUCUGCUCCAUGAUCAUGGGUGGAGUGUUUGAGAAGUUUCCUAAAUUGAAAGUAUGCUUUGCACAUGGAGGUGGUGCCUUCCCCUUCACAGUGGGAAGAAUCUCACAUGGAUUCAGCAUGCGUCCCGACCUCUGUGCCCAGGACAAUCCCACAAACCCAAAGAAAUACCUUGGUUCUUUUUACACUGACUCCUUGGUUCAUGAUCCCCUGGCCCUCAAACUGUUAACAGAUGUCAUAGGAAAGGAUAAAGUGAUUUUGGGAACUGAUUACCCUUUUCCACUAGGUGAGCUAGAACCUGGAAAACUUAUAGAAUCCAUGGAAGAAUUUGAUGAGGACACAAAGGAUAAACUCAAAGCUGGCAAUGCCCUCGCAUUUUUGGGUCUUGAAAGAAACCAAUUUGAAUAACUGAAUUUACUACAAAGACAAACUUACAAGAUAAUGUUUUAUUUUUGUUUAAUAUAUACAUGUAUAUCACAUGGUCUGGACAGUGGCACACCAGGUUGAGUGGAUAUGUUACCAUGCACAAAGAUCCAGGUUCAAGCCCCCACUUCCUACCUGCAGAGGGAAGCUUCAUGAGCAGUGAAGUAGUGCUGCAGGUAUCUCUCUUUCCCUCUCCACACCUCCCCAUCAAUUUUUCUCUGUCCUACCUAAAAAAAGGAAGAAAGAAAAGAAAAAAGGAAAAAACAGUUACUAAGUACAGUGGAUUUGUCACACAGGCAUGAAGCCCCAGCAAUAAUAAUAAAUGAAUAAAUAAAUAAAUACCACAAAAGCACUAAAAUCCUAUUUUAUUUAAAAAUAGAAAAUUGCCAAAUACUAAAUUAUUCACAACAAAAAUGACUCAUAUGUACUUUCAUUCUAAAAUGCAGUAUAUUGUUUCAUGUAAUUGUUUCAUGUGACAAUUUUUCCAAAGCUUUAAGAAUCAGUGGCAGAGGGGCCAGGUAGUGGUGCACUUAGUUGAGCACAUAUUACAAUGAGCAAGAACCCAGGUUUGAGCCCUUGGUCCCCACCUGCAGGGGGAAAGCUUCCCAAGUGGUGAAGCAGGGCUGCAGGUGUCUGUCUCUCUCCCUCUCUCCUCCUUCCCUCUCAGUUUCUGGCUGUCUCUACCCAAUAAAAAAAUAAAGAUAAUAAAAAAUA
Messenger RNA from Erinaceus europaeus (western European hedgehog), 1861 nucleotides. RefSeq names its product aminocarboxymuconate semialdehyde decarboxylase (gene ACMSD). Gene Ontology annotation, biological process: secondary metabolic process. The coding region runs from base 122 to 1132 and encodes 336 amino acids. The transcript is spliced from 10 exons. Gene Ontology annotation, molecular function: hydrolase activity; carboxy-lyase activity. Gene Ontology annotation, cellular component: cytoplasm; cytosol. The record is from RefSeq and is a predicted model, not a curated record. NCBI's taxonomy places the organism in Eukaryota, Metazoa, Chordata, Mammalia, Eulipotyphla, Erinaceidae.